Molecule: messenger RNA, 978 nt
Organism: Peronospora matthiolae
Lineage: Eukaryota; Oomycota; Peronosporomycetes; Peronosporales; Peronosporaceae
Source: the annotation of a GenBank genome assembly
AUGGAAGACCAAUGCGUAUUAAUUUUGGUCUAUGUGGAUGACGUGUUGGUGACAGGAAGCUCACCCAAGUUGAUUGCACACACCAAGGAAGACCUGAAGACACGCUUCGAGAUGACUGAUAGCGGCAAGUGUGCAUUUGUUCUUGGAAUUGAGCUUUUGGAUGGAGAAGAUGGCAGUGUGACACUAUGUCAGCGUCGGUAUGUCGAUGAUAUCCUCAAGCGCUUUGGCAUGGAUGAUUGCAAGGCUGUGUCAAGUCCAGUGAACAUGAGCUCUCGACUCGUUUCAAGAGAUGCAGCUACCAAGGUCGAUGCUCCUUUUCGCGAAGCUGUUGGUGCGUUGAUGCACCUGACCACUGCAACGCGUCCGGACAUUGCGUUUGCUGUGGGCUAUGUGUCGCGGUUCAUGGAAAAUCCCCAAGAAGAACACUGGGUUGCAGUUAAGCGUAUCUUUCGCUACCUACAAGGCACCAAGACGCAUGGAAUUUGCUAUAAGCUAAGUGCAAGGAUCGACUUCCGUGGAUAUUCGGAUGCGGAUUGGGCUGGUGAUCUUACCGACCGCAAGUCAACAUCGGGGUACACGUUCAUGCUACUCGGUGCGCCAGUGAGUUGGGGCAGCAAGAAGCAGCCAAGUGUUUCGUUGUCCACGACUGAAGCUGAAUACAUCGCACUCAGCUUGGCGAUUCAAGAGGGCAAGUGGAUUCAUCGUCUGCUUUGUGAGAUCAUGAUGGCUGCCAAUGAAGAAGGACCGGAACUCAUGAUCCAUGAAGACAAUCAGUCGUGUAUCAAGAUGACGAAGAACCCGGUCAACCACGGCCGUGCCAAGCACAUUGAUAUCAAGUACCAUCACAUCCGUGAUGAGGUCAAGCGCGGUGAAGUGAAGCUCAAGUACUGUGACUGCGGUGAUGUUAGCGGACAUCAUGACGAAGGGACUUCAUGGACCACGCCACAAGGAGAUGACGACGGCUCUCGGGAUUCGUGA